GGCUACGACGGGAGGGACUUCCUCAGCCUGGACAAGGAGCAUCUCAGGUGGACGGCAGCCGAUGCCAAAGCCCAGAUCAGCAAGCGGAAGUGGGAGGCCGAACCCGCCAUCGCUCAGGGAUUCAAGGCCUACCUGGAGGGGGAGUGCCUGGAGUGGCUGUGGAGAGUCCUGGGCUACGGGAAUGAAAGUCUGCUGCGGACAGAGCCCCCCGAAGUGAAGGUGACUCGCCACAAGUCAUCCACGGAGGAGGUGGAAACCCUCGUCUGCCAGGCCCACGGUUUCUACCCCAAGGAGAUCGAAGCCGCCUGGACCAGAGACGGGGAGAGACGGGAACAGGAGACCUUCCGUAGUCGUGUGGACUCCAAUCCAGAUGGGACUUACUACAUCUCACUCUACACUGACGUAGAGCCCGAGGAGCGGGGCCUCUACCGGUGCCGUGUGGCCCAUGCCGGCCUGUUGCAGCCUCUGGUCUUGGCCUGGGGGGGCCUGCGGGGAAUCUAGAAUCCCCUUUUUGGGAGUCAAGUGUAGGAGGUGUCACACUGGCUUUGAUUUGCCUGCUGGAGGUUAUGGUCAUCACCAUCAUCACCGUCGUCGUCGUCGUCAAAAAACGACAAGCCAGAGAGUUGCACGAAUUACAGCCAGCGCCCGGUGUGUCUUCAGUGGGCUCCGAAAACACCCAGGUGGACUAGACGUAAGAGCCUUAUCCUGCCUCUCACCCAGUAACUUGCAAUGCCGUGGGGCCCUCACCUGGCCGGCUGCGGUCUGGGCUUGG
This is a messenger RNA of Varanus komodoensis (Komodo dragon), 772 nucleotides long. RefSeq names its product BOLA class I histocompatibility antigen, alpha chain BL3-7-like. Gene Ontology annotation, cellular component: external side of plasma membrane. The annotation marks the transcript as partial. NCBI's taxonomy places the organism in Eukaryota, Metazoa, Chordata, Lepidosauria, Squamata, Varanidae. The transcript is spliced from 6 exons. Gene Ontology annotation, biological process: immune response. The record is from RefSeq and is a predicted model, not a curated record.